AUGUACGAUGAGCGCGAUCAGGGUCGGCCAAAUUUUACCAAAUUAGCAGAGUUGUUCAGUCACGAAAGUAGUUACUUUUCCAAGGUGUUCGUCCUGAUAGAUGCUCUGGAUGAGACUUCAGAGCAUGAAGACAUUAGAAGGCUUCUGCUAUCGGAGCUUCAAAGACUACCGAUAAAUCUGCUGGUAACGUCACGGUACGAAAAGUCGAUCGAGCAACGGCUCGAGAAAGCCGAGCGUCUGGAUAUAUGGGCCAUGGCUGCGGAUGUUCAAACCUACGUAAAAGCUCGAAUCCCAUCUGAAACCUUACUCGCACGGCAUAUCCAAGCAGAUCCAAGCUUGGAGAAGACUAUUGUGGAUAAGAUAGUGGAAAAGUCGCAAGGGAUGUUCAUUAUGGCUAGAUUCCACAUGGAUUCCCUUGUGACUAAGACCAAGCGUAAAGAUGUUCGCAAAGCCCUGGAAAGCCUGCCACCAGAACUGGAUGGGAUAUAUGAGCAGACGAUUGAACGGAUUGAAGGCCAAGGCAAGGAUUACUCAGAACUGGCCAAACGAGUCUUCCUCUGGGUCGCAAAUGCCCAUCGGCCACUGUCGCCGGUCGAGCUGCAACACGCGGUUGCUGUCCAGCCUGGUAUGACCGAGCUAGACGACGAAGAUCUAGACGACCAAGACCUGUUGGUCUCAGUCUGCGCCGGUCUUGUAGUUCUGGAUGCAGAGACUCAUACACUUCGCUUCACCCAUUACACCACGCAGGAGUACUUCGACCGCAAAGGAGAGAGCCUUUUCGGGGAUGCCCACGCUCACAUCGCAACGACCUGUGUAACAUAUCUGGAUUUUGUAGACUCGCCCUUGGACGAUGACGGGUUACAAAUAGCCGGCCAUGGUCCUUUUGUCAAACUCAGAGAACUGUCCAGUCACUACCGCCUGAUGCGCUACGCAAGCACAGAAUGGGCAGAUCAUGCUCGAAGAACAGCAAAUGCACUUGCUGUAGAUACAGUGAUAAAUUUCUUGAAUAAACCAAACCACGUGAUUAUAGAUGAUAGUCUCGAAUACCGUGGCAAUAUCUCCGAGAACAAUCCUAGUGAUGAUCUAUCGCUUCGACCUUCAGCUCUACACAUAGCCGCCAUAUAUGGAUUACAAUACGUGGCGCAAGAACUACUCGAUGAGGGCGCUCCACCAGAAUGUCGCGACUUCUAUGGACGAAGCCCUUUGUAUUUCGCGGCCAUGUUUGGUGAACCGCGCAUUGUGGAAAUGCUGGUAGCGAGAGAUGACGUCAAUAUCAAUACUCAAACGAAUCUGCCUUGGUCAUGGACACCUCUAAUUGUGGCAGUAUCUCACAACCGAUUGGAGAUCGUACGAGCCCUGCUGCAAGGCGGAGCUGAUGUGAGCCUUCGUUCAAAGGAUGGUACAGCAUUGACUCUCGCGAUCCGGAACGGGGAUGUAGCCAGUACCAAGCUUUUGCUUGAAGCUGGAGCCAGCCCUGAUACUCGAGAUGAGAACAACAAUCCUAUGAUAUUCAUGGUAUUUCAAGGGGCCAACUUUUGGUCGGGUACAGACGGGAUGUCUCCCUCAGUACUACUCAUGGAGCUCCUGCAAAAACACGGGUCUGAUCUCAAAGCCAAAGACAAAUCACAAAGGACCCUUCUGCACAUGGCAGCCGAGCAAGGCGAUUUCAAAGCUGCACAAGUGCUACUUGCUAAAGGCCUUGAUCGCAAAGCUGUCGACCUCGACGGUCAAACGCCACUGGAUAAAGCUCUCGGCUGCAGACCACCGACUUAUAUCCAUAAAACUGCUCACUAUAAAUUCGAGGCAUGGCGUGCUACCAUCGUGGAAUUACUAUCCGAAAAGGAGUCAGGGGUUGAUAGUACUGACGGUUCUGGUGACGCCCCAACAGCGAGCUCGCAAUGA
This is a messenger RNA of Letharia columbiana, 1902 nucleotides long. RefSeq lists its product as uncharacterized. Bases 1 to 1902 code for a protein of 633 amino acids. The transcript is spliced from 3 exons. Gene Ontology annotation, molecular function: protein binding. Lineage: Eukaryota; Fungi; Ascomycota; Lecanoromycetes; Lecanorales; Parmeliaceae. Gene Ontology annotation, cellular component: cytoplasm; nucleus. The record is from RefSeq and is a predicted model, not a curated record.